Messenger RNA from Physella acuta, 4132 nucleotides. RefSeq names its product cyclin-G1. The record is from RefSeq and is a predicted model, not a curated record. NCBI's taxonomy places the organism in Eukaryota, Metazoa, Mollusca, Gastropoda, Physidae.
CAGCUGAUUUUAAACAACAACAAAUACCAAAUCUGUUUUGAAAACUUGGGCGUUGCUAGCUUUUGCGCCAGCUAGUUACCCUUUCUUUAUUCAUAUUCUUUGAUUCUUUACUGAAUUUUAUUGGUGUUGACUAUGCUGAACUAUAUCAAGAACUCCAUUUAAUAAAGAUCAUUUAAUGUGCAGUUGAACUUAUUUGAAAGUUGGAAGAUGGACAAGUUGUAAUGAUGCUACAGUGAAACUCCCAGAACUAUUUGUUAGGAUAUCUGCUUUGGUCUGAACUGGUGUAUACAAGAUGUGCUUUUUACCUACAGAUAAGAUGACUUUGACACAGUCGGUCACACAUAAAAUGCAGUGUUUUUUGCAAAGGCAACGACUCUUUCUCAAUAAGUUGAACUUAAAAGAGCUGAACAAAGAUGAGUUCAUCAAGUACAUGGACACCAGAACAGCUUGCUACCACUGCAUCAAGGUACCCCACCUGCAGUUCCACACCAGUCCCCAAACUUUUGCAGCAGCCAUAAACAUCCUGGAUGUUUUCUUGUGGAAGGUCAAGGUAACAGAGAGGCAUAUAACUGUUGUGUCUGUUGCCUGCUUUUUUAUUGCUGCCAAAAUGUUGGAGCCUGAGGAGAGCUGCCCAGACGCCAGACAACUCAGCUUCCAGCAUGAGUGGACGGCCAAUGACCUGUGUCGCAUGGAGCUUCAAAUCCUGGGCAAACUCAACUGGAGCGUGUCCACGGUGUCCUAUGUUGACUUCCUGCAGCUCUUCGCUGAUGUGUAUGGGGUCAACCACAACGUACUCAACUGUGAAAAGGUCACCGCACUGGCCCAGAAGUCUUUGUCUAAAAAAUCCACAGUCCUGCUGGAGCCUGCAGUGUUGGCCCUGUCAUUGAUUCAUCAUGUGAACAGUGAUACACGCAACAACCCAGCUGAGCAGCAAGUGAUUGUACACUGCAAUAUUCAAGAAACUGAGCUGACAGAGUGCCAAGAAAACUUGUCCGUGUAUGCCUCCACUCUGCUGUCUCUAUCCCCAACAAGAUUCCAACACAAACUGCCCAUCAGAAGAUUUGACAAACCAAGUGAGAUGGGCAUUACCUGUUUGCCAACCAUCGUGGAAGAGCCUUCAGCUUAAAUAUUUAGCAUGAAGCUCACAUUAAGUUUUGAUUUCAUGUUUUUAAAAUUUAAGCUUUUUUAAAAAACUCAUUUAAUCAUUUUUUUAAAAUACAGGCUUUAAAUUAUUUAUGUUUAUGCUUUUUAAAUUUUACACUUUUAAUUAUUUUUUUUUUACUAAAACAAGGAUUUUAAAUAUCAAAGUUGUUUUUUUAUUACUAUAACCAAGAAAGGACUUGAAUCUAGAAGAAAAUUUGUAAAGAAAUAUCUGUUGCUGUUAUUUGCAAUCUUCCUAAUAUCAGAUAUGCUACUUUGUGUUUCUUCCAAUAACAUUACAGAACACAGUUACUGCUUUCAGCAAAUUUUAAAAGUAGUUUUCCUAUUUUAAUUGACUGAUUGUGUGGGUGUGGUUAAUUUAUCAACUCAUUAAUUAGUUCACUAAUACUAAUUUAGUUUAUGCUUGUGUGAUGCAUAACAAUAAGAACAAGAUGAGAAUUUGUAUGUACGUUAGGGUUGUGGGAAAAGAUGAUUCUGUAUUGUUGAACAAAUGAAAUGUGUAUGAUACUAUCAGAUGUUUGUUGUCUUGUUAUACAAUUUGACUAUGCAGUUUGGUAAAAUUCAACUGUGGGUGUAUAGUUUCCUAAUUUGUACUGAUAUAAUGAGAAUAUGCAAUAGGUAUGGUGAGGUCUGAUUGUGUGUUGUGCUGUUUGGGUACAUGGUAUGAGGAGAGUGCAAUAGGUAUGGUGAGCUUUGAUUAUGUGUUGUACAGUUUGAAUACGAAGUUUGACGAGAAUCUGCAAUAGGUAUGGUGAGCUCUGAUUAUGUGUUUUACACUUUGAAUACAAGGAUUGAGGAGAAUCUGCUAUAGUUGUGAGAUCUGAUGCUGUGUUGUACAGUUUGAAUACAGUUUGACGAGAAUCUGCAAAAGUUAUGGUGAGGUCUGAUUAUGUGUUGUACAGUUUGAAUACAAAGUUUGACGAGAAUCUGCAAAAGGUAUGGUGAGCUUUGAUUAUGUGUUGUACACUUUGAAUACAAAGAUUGAGGAGAAUCUGCUAUAGGUGUGAGAUCUAAUGCUGUGUUAAACAGUGUGAACACAAAGAUUGAUGAGAGAAAGCUGUUGUGUGAUGAUAUACAUUCCCCCCUCGUUUACUUACGUAUUAGUGGUUUAUCACACACAUGUUCUACCUUGCCAUUUUGAAAAAUAUACUCCCCUACUUGUCCAUAGUAUUUUUGAUAUUUUAAUGUUUUAAAUCUUAAUAUGUCUUAUUACAUAUUGUAUCUUAUGCAGUCCUGUACCGUAUAAUCUAAUUGGGCAAGAUUUGUACUGUAAUGUAUCUUUUUGUGUGCUAACUUUACUUAAAAUGAUCUCUCCCUGACUGAAUGGAUGGAAAGGCUUUUUGCAAAUGUAAUCAGACAUAAUGCAUAAUAUUUGAGCAAUUAAUUUCUCUAAAGUAUUACAAUAUUUAAAAAUGUUUCUGUGUGAAAUGUUUAUAACUAUGUGAUACAAUUGGGCAAAGGGAAACAAUGAUAUUAAUAUAUUACAUACUGAAAUUAGGUGGUUUUUAGAAUUUAAAUAAAACAAAAAUAUCAAAUUUUAAUUUAUUUAGAAUUUUUUUUUACAUCUUCUUUUAUUAAGUAAAGUAAUUUUCAAGAGUUUAACACUAUUCAUAAUUACAUUUGUGACAAUUACUCCUAAUUUCAAAUUAUGUAUAGUAUAAUGUAUGUUUGGUGUUUCUAUCAAGGAUAAAAAUGCCAGGUUUUUGCAAUAUUUAGUGGGAAAAUGUUUUUUAAAUUAUUUUUAAAAAUACCUACAAUUUUUUUAAAAAUGUUUGUCUGUACGUAUGUAACAUACUGUAAACUAGUGCAAAUACUGUAUAAAAACCCGUAUUUAAUGACUGUAAAUAAAUCUGUGUAUAUUCAUUCUCCUGCAGCUAAUCAUACGGUGUACACAUAUGGCUCACUAUUCUAUCUGGUACAUAGAAUAGCCCAAACUUCAGUCAACUAGUUUGAUAUGUGUAUAGUAAAUUAUCUCAACUUGUAGCACAUAACUCUGUUAGGGGUUGCUUGUAAAUAUGUCUAGCAUUUCCAUGUGUACAUUAUCAUAAUUAUUUAUUUAUAAACAAAUGAACAGGAAGUGAUGUAUUCUCUAUUAGUGGCUAGAAUGUUUUGAAUUGGAUUAGAGCUCUUGUAUGUUCUUGUUUUUUUUUUUUAAAUCCCUGCUCACUUAUUUUAUUUUUAAUAGAAAAUGUCCCAAAGCUUUUUCUACUUAGUCUAUAUUUAAAAUAUUAAAAUCAAACUCAAGUAAUUUCAAAAUGUAUAAAAAAAAUUUUUUUUUAGCACAGUUAAUUAAAAUUUUAAAAUAAGUUAUUUAGCAUCUUGAGACUGCUCCUAUUAUUUUUAAUGCCUACGAAAUUAAACUUUACCCACCAGAUUUGUUUAAUACAAGUGAGUUGAUUUAAAAAAAACCUAAUAUUUUUUACAAAUGUAUUUUUUUUUUUCUAAAAUAAUUUUUAGGCCUCUUUUUUUAGUCUAGAUAUAUAAGAAAGCAUAACUCUUGCUUGAGUUAUUUAUAUACUCAGUUGCGUGCCUUUAAUUUGAAGCUUAACAUCAAAUCUAUCUUGCCUAUUUAUUUAGUAUUUUAUAAGCAGAUGUUUUUAAGCAUUAUAACUUGUUUUUUUUUUUUUAACAGUUGUAAAUCUGCACGAGGGGUCACUUAAAAUAAACCAGUUUUUAUGUCUGUUGUAUACAAGAUACAAAGAUCUGUGUGGAUGAUAUUAAUGAUACAUUGUUGGUUUACAUGAACAAUUAAUCACUGUUGUUGUUGUGCAUAUUGUAUACAAGAAUUUUUUAAAAGAUCUGAGUAAGUGAUAAAUGAAUUAAUCAUGCAAUAGGUAAUGUUUGAUUUCUGGUGCGUGUGUGCACUUGUUGUCAUUUUAUAUAUAUGUAUUAUUUAUAUAUAUAUAUAUAUCACACUUCAUUUGUACAACAACUGGACAUACAAAUAAAUAUUUAUAAUGAAUGUCAUAAA